AUGCUAGUACUAGAAACCUUUUUUUCCCUAUGUCACCGUGUCGAGACCAGCGGAGGACAGCGUGUGGACGACAAUUGCGUCAACAGUGAGGCAGGAGAGUAUGAGAACGGGGCGAUGGAUGCGAAGCCUGAUGAGGCGACGGUGCACAUCUCAUUGACGGUUCGGCCUGUAUUUGCUGUGAAGAGAGAUAUCAGCGGUUGGUGGACCUUCGAACUCGUAACCCGAAAUUUGAAUGCAGAGGGAUGCGACGAGAUUGCGCGGUGGCCAGUCAAGGUUCUGAAAUUUGGUCACAAAUCUGAGCUUUCUGUGGGUCUCGACAACACCAUCCCAGCCGUGACUUUCAUCUUACCAAUGCCACCGAUUAUGGCUCACGGUAAAGAUAGUUGCCAUCUCUCCAUCUCUUAUAUCUUGGUGAUUGUAGCUGUGAUCUCCAUAUACAAAGCACUACAUGUAGUGCAAGAGGAUGGCAAUACUGCUCAAGACAAAAGAUCAAUAUAUUAUUGUUUGGAAGUCCGGUCUCGUGACUGGAAAAAGACCAUAACCAGACUUGAGUCUGGACCAAGACCGCAAAAGACCAGACCUGCGGUUACGGUCUUUUAUUUUUGA
Molecule: messenger RNA, 606 nt
Organism: Laccaria bicolor S238N-H82
Lineage: Eukaryota; Fungi; Basidiomycota; Agaricomycetes; Agaricales; Hydnangiaceae
Exons: 11
Coding region: 1-606 (201 amino acids)
Source: RefSeq, a predicted model, not a curated record